Molecule: messenger RNA, 1616 nt
Organism: Cavia porcellus (domestic guinea pig)
Lineage: Eukaryota; Metazoa; Chordata; Mammalia; Rodentia; Caviidae
Gene: Ier3ip1
Product: immediate early response 3 interacting protein 1
Exons: 3
Coding region: 127-375 (82 amino acids)
Biological process (GO): endoplasmic reticulum to Golgi vesicle-mediated transport
Cellular component (GO): endoplasmic reticulum membrane; COPII-coated ER to Golgi transport vesicle; Golgi membrane
Source: RefSeq, a predicted model, not a curated record
CUUCCAGGACAGCUGUUUUGGACCUCACUGGCACCCUUACGAGAGCCCGGGCGGUGACGGUGUGGCCACGUCCGCUGCGGCGGCGAGAGGAGAAUUUGUUGGACUUCUAGGCGGCUGCUGUUAACCAUGGCUUUUACCCUAUAUUCGCUGCUGCAGGCGGCUCUGCUGUGCGUGAACGCCAUUGCUGUGCUGCACGAAGAGCGCUUCCUCAAGAACAUUGGCUGGGGAACAGACCAGGGAAUUGGUGGGUUCGGAGAGGAGCCAGGAAUUAAGUCUCAGCUAAUGAACCUGAUUCGAUCUGUAAGAACUGUGAUGAGAGUGCCAUUGAUAAUAGUGAACUCAAUUGCUAUUGUAUUGCUCUUAUUGUUUGGGUGAAUAUCUGUGGAAGAAACAGAGACUUCUAAGAAGAAAUGUCAGCAGAAGUUACUGCUUUGGUCAUUAUUGAAAUAUUCAGUUAUUAGCAGGUCAGCCUUGCACUUGGCAAAAAUGUAAAGUUGUCAAUAAAACCAGAGUUUUUAUUUGUCUGAUUUUUUUUUUUAAUGCUGUUCUUGUACUUUUGUUACAAAAUGAUUGGAACACCAGAGCCAGCAACUCUCCAAGAUUGGACUAUGUUUGAUUGCUAGCUGUUAAUAUAGUUCAUGCUGUGCUAUGCUAUGCUACACUAUGCUAUGCUAUGCUAUGCUAUGCUACGCUAUGCUAUGCUAUGCUAUGCUAUGCUAUGCUAUGCUAUGCUAUGCUAAAAAUUGUUAAAGGAUAUAGGACUGUUGUUUCUGCUUUUUUUGGAGGGGGAUUGUUGUGUUUAGUUUUGUUUGGAGGUAUUUUUCUAUUUCUCACUUCUCAGGGAUGAAUUUUUUCCAAAAGUUUUGAAGUUCCUUGUGACAUAGCCAUGACAGAUUAUCCCUGUAGAUAAAAUGUAAGAUUUUUUAAAAUAAUUAUUACAUAUAAAGGUAAAUAGUUCAUUUCAAUAAUUUUAUUUUGAAUUUUUUAGUUAAAUAUUUAGUGUGCAUGUUGUCUGCUGUGCUGUGAGAGAUUUAAACUUAUAAAUACUGAAAGAGACAAUACUCUGAUUUCAGGGAGAAUUCUAAUUUUAUAAGUCAGUCACAUGGUGAUUUUUUUUUUUUUUGGUUUUACUUCUUUAUUAUACAUUUGUUACUUUAUUGACUAGUUUAGAUGAGACCAGAUCAAUAUCUGCAUAUUUUCAUUGGUAGAAAGACUUAUAUAGAAAAGUCUGUGCCCUUUUUACAGUAAUGACUUAGUUAAUAAAUCAGCACAAAUACUAGCCUACAAGAGCAAUCCAAAACAAUCAAACUAUGACUGUUUAUUGUGAAGCAUUUACCUCCCCAAAAUUGUCAUGCUUCCUUUUUUUGAUGGAAUAGUACAUUAAAGAGUAGGAUUCUAAUUCUUUAUUGUAAAUAAGCAUUCAUGCUAGAUGAGUUUUUAGUUUUGUUUUUAUGUCUUAGACCAUCUUGGGAGGAUUUUUACUUAUCACAUACUAUAGUUUUAUGUAGAAAAGUUAAAACUGUAAAUGGUUUUUGUGAAGUGUCAGUUAUAAUAUUUGAAAGUACAAUGUUUCUGUUUAUAGAAAUUUUAUAAAUAAAGUUGAAUUUCCUAGACAA